Molecule: messenger RNA, 870 nt
Organism: Notechis scutatus (mainland tiger snake)
Lineage: Eukaryota; Metazoa; Chordata; Lepidosauria; Squamata; Elapidae
Source: RefSeq, a predicted model, not a curated record
AUGCACAUGUGCGCCGGGGAACUGCUCUUCCGGUUUUCGGCACUCGGUGCUGAAAAGCGAGUCGGUCGCUUCCGGGCAAGGGGACCCUCGGAGUCACCUGGGUUUCCCCUCUUGCUGUUUCUCCCCUCCUUGCAGGUGAAGGAGAACCUGGUUUCCUGCAAAAUGCUCCUGCACUGCAAGCGGGAUGAGCUGCGCAAGCUGUGGAUCGAAGGGAUCGAGCACAAGCACGUCCUGAAUCUGCUGGACGAGAUCGAGACCAUCAAGCAGGUGCCGCAGAAGCUGCAGCAGUACACGGGCAGCAAGCACUACCUGAUCGCCACGGAUAUGCUGGUGUCGGCCGUAGAAUCCCUGGAAGGACCCCUCCUUCAGGUAGAAGGAUUAAGUGACCUGAGGCUGGAACUUCACAGUAAAAAGAUGAACAUGCAUUUAGUUCUCAUAGAUGAACUCCACCGUCAUCUUUACAUCAAGUCUACCAGUAAGGUUGGACAGCGGAACAAAGAAAAGGGGAGAAUAAGUUCUCAUGUGAAGGAUGCCUCUGCUUUGCCUCAUCUCGACGUUACUAACUUAUCCACUCCUCGCAAGUUUGACUCCUCUCAAUUUAGCACUACAGGAAAUCCCAGCGGAAGGGAAGUCAGCUUGAUAGAAAUCAAGGAAGAUUUAGACCUGGAUCCCGAGGAGAACAGCUCGGUCUUUAUGGGCAUCCUCAUCAAAGGACUCGCCAAACUGAGAAAAAUUCCAGAGACCAUCAAGGCCAUCCAGGAUCGUUUAGAGCAAGAGCUGAAGCAAAUUGUCAAGAGAUCUACCACCCAGGUGGCAGAUGGUGGCUACCAGAGAGGGGAGAACGUAGUCCAGGAAAAUCAACCCAGGUAA